This is a messenger RNA of Oncorhynchus tshawytscha (Chinook salmon), 2256 nucleotides long. RefSeq names its product zinc finger protein 205-like. The record is from RefSeq and is a predicted model, not a curated record. Gene Ontology annotation, biological process: regulation of transcription by RNA polymerase II. The transcript has 4 exons. The coding region runs from base 66 to 1295 and encodes 409 amino acids. Gene Ontology annotation, molecular function: DNA-binding transcription factor activity; RNA polymerase II cis-regulatory region sequence-specific DNA binding. NCBI's taxonomy places the organism in Eukaryota, Metazoa, Chordata, Actinopteri, Salmoniformes, Salmonidae.
CUGAACCCACAGAGGAACCAGCUGAGCAGCACAGGACCACACACAGUCUCACUGAGUCAGUAGACAUGGAGGAUGGGAAGCCUGAUCUGCUGCUGGUCAAAGAGGAGACAAUAGAAGACGAACCAGAGAGCAUUGACCUGCUGAGUGGGUUAAAGAUGGGAGAGCAAGGUGGUUGGCUGGAGGCUAACAGAGGAGACUGGGUGGCCAUCUUGGAUUCCCAGACUCAGACGGGUGCAGCCAAGGGCCCCGGGGACGAAAACAUUGAGCAGGCCAGGACCAGAGGCGACAUGGCUGAGUCUGCAGUCCAUGAGGAACUGUUGAUAUCCGGUGUUGCUGGCGGGAGAGACUGGACCUCUGAUGCGGCCGGUCACGAACCCUGGCCACAGAUCAGGACCCUGGAUCAGGAGCCGUCACUCUUCCUUCCUGAGUCAGAACCAAGACUGAACCAUGAGGGACAGAGACUCCACCACCACACAGAAGACAACCAGUGGACAGGUGGACUGAACAACCUCAGUCCUGGUGGUCAUCAGAGAGACAGAGGCUCCAGUCUGCAGCCCAGACCCUCUUCGCAUUCUCGGUGCAAGGAUGAAGCAGGGCCUGGGGCUGAUAGAGAUAGACCCUCCUGUUCCUAUGAUACAAACACCACAGUAUCCAUGAUGAACAGAGCAGGUCACCCUGGGCUUCAGUCUUCACCGAGAGUAAUGGGAGACCCCCCUGGUGGGAGUCGAACAGGAAGUCUGUCUUCUCCUUCAGGAUCUCAUCUAACGCCUGAUGAUUGGGUUCAUAGAAAGCCUAGACCUGGGUCUAGCCUUCCUCAACUACCUCAUGGUUACCACACCAAUACAGACAGGGUCAGGAUGGGUGUUCACCACAAGAAGUAUCAAGCUGAUAACACGGCACACAAUCCCAACAACACCGAAACAAUGGCUAGAGGUCAAGGAGGGAGCUCAAAGACUAACCAGAUGAGGGUGGUGGCUCCUGCUUCUACCUCCUCUGGUGUUAUUUGGUCAAAACGUGGGAGGCCAAACAUUAAGACCGACAAUAACAAGCCAUACACCUGCCCCACAUGUGGGAAGUGCUUUGCUGAGGCGAACUAUGUGAAGAUCCACCAGAGGGUCCACACAGGGGAGAAACCGUUCAGCUGUACCCAGUGUCACAUGCGCUUCUCAGAGGCUGGCACCCUGAAGAGGCACCAGAGGGUCCACACAGGGGAGAAACCCUACAGCUGCCCUCAGUGUGAGAAAAGGUUCUCCCACCAGCACCAUCUGAAGAGGCACCUGAAGGUCCACACAUGAGAAAAGCCAUUCGCCUUCUCUGAGGUUCUCAGAGAGGAGCUACCUCAGGACACACUAGCAGAAAAAACAUUACACUUCAUAACAUAAAAGGUAACCAUUCCCUCCUCAGGGUACAGGAAUCACUACUGUAACCCCCUAGUUCCUUAGGGCCACCCAAUAGCACAUUGUCUUCCCAUCAUUGGUGUUAGUGCGGUGACAUACUGCCGACCUUCACUUUCUCUCAUUAGCUUUAGUCCUGCCCUCUAACCUCUCAUUCCCUAUGUGUUUUUUAUCUUCUCUUCCUCCAAGCUAACCCUUAAAUAUUUCUACCUCACAUUUAAUAGUUCUCUCCUUUUGCCCACCUAACCAUGCAUGUACUCUUUGAGGGUGUCUCUUUUUCUGAGUUCCUUUUAUUUGUGUGUACAGAACAUGAUUCCUUUCUCAUCUUUAUCUACCCUCUUAUCUUCCUACUUCAUGCUGCUCAUUGGUUAACUGUCACCGUGGAAGCCCCCAUUGGGCCCACCCCCAAGCCACACAGCAAAGCUCUGGAUAGGCUCGGUCAGGUGGACCAGAUCCAUAGAGCCAAUCGGGAUGCUUCUUAAUCUUCUCUCAAGACAAAGAUUCAUUUUCAUUACUGUCAACAGAAAAGAUCCACAGAUGCAUUUGGAAUAACGAUAGGGACAGUGUUGAAUAUUCCUGAAUAGAAUAUUGCAUCCAGACAUUGUGUGAUAUAAACAGUAUAAUGCAUAUAUAAGUCUAAAAGGUAUAUUAUAGUGUUUGCACUGUGUAGGAUAUAUGAUGUUCACCAAUCCCUAUUUCAUUACAUCCAUUUAACUACUUUAUUUUUUACCAAGACACUUUUAAUGAUAAUAAAUGCAGUUCAUCAAGUUAAUGCAGAUUAUUUUGUUGAGAAUUGUAUGUGUGGUUUUCAUAUGAUGUAUUUCAUUUUUAAAAAUGUUUAAUAAACACACUUAUAUUGAGA